Messenger RNA from Symbiodinium natans, 3156 nucleotides. NCBI's taxonomy places the organism in Eukaryota, Dinophyceae, Suessiales, Symbiodiniaceae. The record is from the annotation of a GenBank genome assembly.
AUGGCUGCCGUGUGGGAGGUUGUGGGUGGGUCAGAACGCGGGGGCAUCAUCGUUCGCACUGGCUGCGAUCUGAGCUCGGAUUUGGCUGAUGGUCGACUCGCCACCGGAUCUGUGGUGAAGGAGAUCGACGCGCACGACGGGCGAAUCUGCUACGAGCUUCUGCAGGGCGAGGGGCCUGCUUCUGGUUGGGUCAGCCCUUCUCUCCGUGGCAAGGAGCUGCUCAUAAAGACCGACCAGACCCACGCAGACAACAAGGCGCGGCAGUCAAGACGCCGUGGCUUUUCACAGUGGGCGUCUCUCCAAGCUGAGGAGUCUUCUGAGGUGAGUACAGACGCCAUGCCCGACCUGGUGCCUGCAGAGAUUGCUGAGAUGUCCUCUGAGAGUCCAGCAUCUGGCGCUGAAACUCCCGCUCUUGUAAGUGAAGCACUGGCACCUGUCUCAGUGCAGGUGCCAGAGAAGGGCUUGUCCGAGGAUGAUGAAUCGGCAUUCCAAAAGUACAUCGACAAGAUUGGCGAAUGCCGAGAUGGCUCAAAUCCAGGUUACAGCCGAAAGGCCUUCCCAUGGUUCAACCCAAAGCCACAAGAGGACAAGAGCAAGAAGCUUUCUACAGAGGCACUGGAGGCAGCUCUUGCCUGUAAGCCGAAGCAGAAGAAGCUUGCCAAAGACAAGCUGUGGGAGGUCGACUCGGAGGGAGAGGAGGUGCCCCUGUGCCCUCGCUGCUCCUUGCCGGUGGGGGAGUUUGCCUACCAGGGCCGCGAGGGCAAGCAGGCGUGCGUGCACACGGAGUGCAUGGCUCAGGUGAUGACGCAGGAGGCGCAGCGCGAGGAGGAUGCCCGGGUGAAGCGGGAGAAUGUGAAGAAAGAGAAGAACCGGCGCGAGUAUGACAUCGGCUGGCGCAUGGACAGCGUGCCGAAGAGUGCCCCGCUGGCCGAGCGCAUGGGCUGUACGCCUGCGCCGCAGGGGCUCUGCUGUCUGGUGUUGGACGAGGCGUCCCGCACGGUCAAGGUCGCCGCAACCGCUGAGCCGUCUUGCGCGGUGAAUUUGGAGUACUUGCUCCUGGCACUCAAGGUCCGUAAGACGGCCUCUCGAGAGCCUCUCUUUUCGCUGGACCCCGUGGACCCGCAGAACCUGGAGAAGACCCCGCAGAAGAAGGUGUAUGAGCCCAGCUGGCUGGCGGGAACCAGCGUGGGCGACGUCAUGUUCCAGGCCGACUACUUCCUGAAGGAGCUUGCGCUCGGAGAGUACGACAUGCCCGUGGUUGGCAUGCUGAGCGUCUUUGACUGGUCCGAGAUGAAGGACAAGGACAAGAGCUGGGCAGGCCGCGAGUGGUACGUGGUCAAGAAGGCGGAGAUCCGCAUGGCCGAGGACAACACGCUGAUCCCCCACGUCAAGAUGGGAGUCGAGGCCCGGGAGCAGGUGGUGACGAAGAAGGGCUUGGAGGAUGCCCCGGUGACGCUGCCUCACCACCCCCUGAAGAAGUUCGCCGACGCCUUCACACGCAACUUCGACCUGAUCGCCGAGCGGAAGAGCGUGGUGUUCCACCUGCGUGAGCUUGCCAAGGCCUCGACCAUGGCAAAGUACCUCAUUGACUCAAAGGCACGCCUGGACCCGACCUGGUAUAGGCUGGCCGACGAGAUUGUGAAGGCCACGGAGCCGGAGCCUUACCCUCAGAUCCCGCAGCUCUGGAACAUGCGUGGCAACUCCCGCAUCAAGCUGAAGGAAGGCCGCUUGGUGGACAUGGUGACGGGCGGCCAGAGCAACCUCCAGGCCAUCUAUGGCGGCGUGGAGUUUGGCCUCGACCGCUUCGAGCUCGCCCAGCGUCACGCGCUCGCAGGUCAGAAGCCGAGUGUGCCAGGGGUGCAGCUGGCCCAGUCCGGCCGGCCCAUGUUCAUGCCACAGCGCUUCCAGCUGGGACAGCGUCCUGAGAUGCCACAGGGUGUGGACCUGAACUUGGACAAGUUCUCCUUGUCUACGGAGGAGCGUUUCGUGGGCCGCCUGCCGCCCUGCAGUGGAGGCCCAGACUCGCUGGAGGCCCGUACCAUUUUGGGCAAGGCCUUCCUGCAAGGCUUGCGGCAGAAGUCCUUCGCCGUGAAGCCGGAAGACCAGAGCCUCUUGCUGAACAUCUACAGCGUGCCGCAGUGCGACCGUGUCGAGGAGGGCGACGCCUUCAUCCCGCCGGACCCCAACCUCGAGUACCUCACCAAGGUCCGCAGCCUUGUGGGCGAGGAGAAGACCCUGCGUGAGCGUCGCCGGCAGAAGUUCAGCGACAAGUCCUUCGCCGUGACCAACCCAGGUUUGGACUUCCCCCGCUCCUGGACCCCGCGCUUCCAAGUGGAGAUGGAAGGCCGAGCGCAAACGGCACCCACAAAGUUUGGCCUGAAGAAGCUCGAGGUGGACGAGGCCUUCAAGCGCGGGCUGCUGGAGAACGUCCUCCCUGCCGCUGCGCCAGAGUUCAACCAGGUCACGGAAGAUGGCAUCGCCUUCCGCAUCUACAAGAUCGGCAGCCUGGAGGUGAGGACUACACAGGAGGUGGACGGGCAGGAGGCCAUUGCGGUGGUCUUCUCCAGUGGCGCCGCCUCUUGGGAGGCCAAGGCCGUGGAUUCCGAAGACGCGCUUGGCCGAGAGAGGCUCGUGAAGUGCAAGGUCUACGUGGAGGCCAUGGAGCAAGAGCCGCAGCUCCACUUGGCCAAGGAUGCACGCGCGGGAUGUAACUUCUACAUCGUCCUCGAGACGGAGAAGAAGAACCGUAUCGUGACGGAGGCACUCGGCGCGGGAAACCUGUCUUGGGUGCAGAACCCCAACAACUUGGAGGACCGCAACUCCUUGGCCAAGCUGCUCUUCACCGUGGAUUGCAAGGAUGACCUCCACGCCCGCGACCUCAAGCAGUUCCAGCGCACCCUCAUCCUGCCACCCAGCUUGAACAAUUUGCGGAAGCACUAUGCCAAAGCGAUCUACAAGUUUGUGUCAGGGCGCACGUUCCGCGGGAAAUGGGGAGGAAAGUUGAGGCGAUAUGCGCCGCCGACACCGCCCAACACGGGAAACUUGGGCCUGGCUGCAAUGGGUCGUUCUUCCGACUUCCUGAACGUUAUGUGGUUGGCACGGAGCUCAACGAGGAAGGGCGACCUUCUCAAGCCCAAGAUCCCGGCACACUUCUGA